GGGGUACGAGGCGGGCCGGUGGAGCGAGAUCAUGUGAGAGUCCACGCGCCGAAAGUAGGUUAGACUACAGAGAAACACAGACGCAGAGAGAGAGGGAAAGAGAAGAGGGCAUCAUUUUAUUGCAUAGCUGACAGUGCGACAGUGGGGGAAAAGCUGUGAUGAAGCGGAAUUUACUCAGAACAACCGGAUAAGAAGAGCAAGCAGGCUGUGCAAUAACUUACGAGGUUUAGAAGUUAUUUUCUUGCAACCGCUCUUUUUUUGGAGUUUUCAGAAUUUUACCCGAGUUUAACUUUCGGCGCUGAUCAAAUGUACCGGAGUUAUAUUAUCGUCCGCAGAUAAUAUAGCAUCAAAAUGAGAGCACAAAUCGAAGUAAUCCCAUGCAAGAUUUGCGGGGACAAGUCAUCGGGCAUCCACUAUGGGGUGAUCACUUGUGAGGGCUGCAAGGGCUUCUUCCGCCGAAGUCAGCAGAACAAUGCGAUAUACUCCUGCUCCAGGCAGAGGAACUGCCUUAUUGACCGAACCAAUCGCAACCGCUGUCAACACUGCCGCCUGCAGAAGUGUCUGGCGUUAGGCAUGAGCCGCGAUGCGGUGAAGUUUGGACGCAUGUCAAAAAAGCAGCGUGACAGCCUCUAUGCCGAGGUUCAGAAGCACCAGCAGUCUCAGGAGAGGGCAGGGGGUUUGGGCAAUGGUGUACCCGCUCAUGCUGGUGAUGAGGUCGGGGAGAAGGGCAGCAGUCACGGCCGGGCCUACAGUCGGGGCUCCAGCACCACACUUAGUGACCUGGAUGAUAUAACCAUGCUACCAGACGGUCUUCUCUUUGAUCUGCCACUCACUCCCGAGGAAGCUGCUGACUACUGUAGCCUAGAUCUGCUAGGAGGAAGCAGUGGGAGCAGUUCUUCCUCCCAGAGUUCUCCUGAGCCGAACAAACAGGAGUUUAGUGACACGACACACAUCAAACACGAGUACCAGACACUGCACGAGACGGGACUUUACACUCGCUCAUUACUUAACCCACCUGAAGGCUGUUCCUUGAUGGAAAUCGAACGGAUUACACAGAAUGUGGUCAAAUCCCACAUCGAGACAAGUCAGUACAGCACAGAAGAAUUGAAAAGAUUUGCUUGGACCCUCUACACACCCGAGGAGAUACGUGUCUACCAAAACAAGUCCACAGAGAUGAUGUGGCAGCAGUGUGCUGUGUUCAUCACGAAUGCCAUCCAGUAUGUAGUGGAGUUUGCCAAACGCAUCUCUGGAUUCAUGGAUUUGUCCCAAAAUGACCAGAUUAUCCUUCUCAAAGCAGGCUGCCUGGACGUGCUGCUGAUCCGAAUGUGUCGGGCCUACAACCCCAUCAACAACACGCUGUUGUUCGAUGGAAAGUUCGCAAGCCCUCAGCUCUUUAAAGCUCUCGGUUGUGAUGAUCUGGUUGGUGCUGUGUUUGAGAUGGCUAAAACCCUGAGUCGGCUACAGCUGUCUGAAGAGGAGAUGGCUCUGUUUACCGCCACUGUGCUUCUGUCUCCAGACCGUCCUUGGUUAACAGAUGCUCAGAAGGUGCAGAAACUUCAGGAGAAGGUCUAUGUGGCAUUGCAACACUGUCUUCAUAAAAGUGGUGCCCCUGAGGAGAAACUGGCAAAGAUGGUGUCCAAGUUGCCCAUGAUGAAGUCUAUUUGCAACCUCCAUAUUGAUAAGCUGGAGUUUUUCCAUCUGCUUCACCCAGAAACGGCCUUCAACUUCCCUGCUCUCUACAGAGAGGUUUUCUGCAGCGAGAUCUCCUUCCCAGACUCCACUGAGGGCUAACAGUCAUUGAAGUGUCAUAUUGGCUCUGAUGAGAGACAGAGAGAGGAUGAGACCGUUAAAGAAAGACAGAGAAUGGAAAUAGGAGGAGGUAGAUGGAUUUGUGUUUGAGAAAAAACAGCAACACACUGACAGUCUUGCACAUUAUACUUUAGGACUCCAUCUACAGUAUAACCUCCCUCCUGAUGGAGUGACUCACUCCUCUAUUUGAACAGGUCCCAGAUUUCUUCAGAAGACGCUGUUAAAUGUCAGCAGUCCUUUAUGGUGCUGGUUACUAUUACUCAUGCUACCUACAUAUAAUGACUCAAACAGAGCAAAUUAUGUAUAUUUAAUUAAAAAGAGUACUCGAGUAAACUUGGAGAGUAGAUCUCCCUAAAAAAUUAAAUGCUUGAAAAGUGGAUCCUUCCCAUUUUGCGGGUACUCUUAGGAAGAGAACUAUGAAUGUAACCCACCUGACAUUUGGCCUCAGGAUUAAGACAGAAUGUAUUAUGAAUUCCUGGCCCAUAUGUAAAGCAAGCUCUUAAGGCUUGGUUUCUAUAGAUGAACAAUUUUGAAUCCAUGCAAAACUGUUCAAAGGGACCAAUGCAUACACACCUGAGGUUGUAAACGCCACAUGAGCACCUUCACUUUCACACUCAUCACUAACGCACAGCACACUGCACAGACCACAUGUGCACAUGGUGUGUUGUCUUUUGAGCUCUUUAUUUUUGCAUAUAAAUUUAAAAGAUGCAA
Molecule: messenger RNA, 2520 nt
Organism: Carassius carassius (crucian carp)
Lineage: Eukaryota; Metazoa; Chordata; Actinopteri; Cypriniformes; Cyprinidae
Gene: rorca
Product: RAR-related orphan receptor C a
Exons: 10
Coding region: 352-1791 (479 amino acids)
Biological process (GO): regulation of transcription by RNA polymerase II
Cellular component (GO): nucleus
Molecular function (GO): nuclear receptor activity; RNA polymerase II cis-regulatory region sequence-specific DNA binding; zinc ion binding
Source: RefSeq, a predicted model, not a curated record